AUGAGGAUAAUUAAUCUAAUAAACUUUAUCUCAUUAGGCACUGUGGUGUUAACAUCAGAAGAGGUCUCAUUUACGCUCAAAUCUGAGUUUUCCAAUGUUUCAGACUCAUAUAUAUCACAUUUGCACAAGAGAUCAAGACAUGCUGAGCAGCCAAUCUUUGUGAUUGAAGAUUCACAGGACUACUGCUCACAAGUGUUUUAUCCAAGCCCACUUUGUGGAAGAGUGGACAAUUGCUGGCAGAGUGCAUUCGAAAAGGCAAAGAAGGUUGUGGAAAAAUUGUCCAUCACAGAGAAGGUCAAUCUUACAACAGGCACUGGCUGGGGCUCUGGCCCAUGUGUAGGCAACACGGGUUCCGUACCAAGAUUAGGUAUUCCCAAUUUGUGCUUACAGGAUGGUCCCAAUGGGGUUAGAUUUACAGAUUUUGUGACCCAUUUUCCUUCUGGAUUAGCAACUGCUUGCACAUUUAACAAAGGAUUAUCGUACCUACGAGGAAAAGCAAUUGGUCGUGAACAUAGAAAGAAGGGUGUCCAUAUUGCUUUGGGUCCCGUUAUUGGACCCAUGGGAUUAAAAGCACAAGGAGGACGAAAUUGGGAGAGUUUUGGAGCAGAUCCAUAUUUACAAGGAGUAAUGGGUGCAUCGACAGUUGAAGGAAUGCAAGAUGAAGGCGUGGUGGCAACUGCACGUCAUUUGAUAGGUAACGAACAGGAACAUUUUCGUCAAGUUGGUGAAUGGGAAGAGAAUGGUUGGGAUAAGCUACAAUGCUCUAUCAGCUCAAAUAUUGGGGAUAGUGCCAUGCAUGAAAUCUACUUGUGGCCAUUUGCAAAUGUCAUAAAGGCCGGCGUUGGAAGUGUCAUGUGUGCAUACAAUAAGGUCAACAACACUUAUGCAUGUGAAAAUAGCUACUUGUUGAAUUUUUUGUUGAAGUCGGAAUUGGCAUUCCAAGGCUUUGUAGUUAGUGAUUGGGGAGCUCAACAUAGUGGUGUUGGUUCGGCAUUGGCCGGGCUAGAUAUGACGAUGCCGGGAGAGGUUUUUGAUGACUGGCUAACUGGCAAGUCAUUUUGGGGACCAUUAUUAACAAGAGCGGUGUAUAAUGGUACAAUAAGCCAGGAGAGAUUGAACGAUAUGGUAAUCCGCAUAUUAACCCCCUUUUUUGCAAUUGAUCAAGUAAAGUUACCUACUGAUGAGGAUGUGCCAAAUUUUAGCUCUUGGACUCGUCAUACCUAUGGACAAUUGUACCCAUAUCAACAUUCCGGUCCAAUAUGUCAAAAGAAUUGGCACAUUGAUGCAAGAUCGGAUUUUAGUGAAAACACUGCUUUGACUGUGGCUAAGGAAUCGGUUGUAUUGUUGAAAAAUACAUAUCGUCAUUUGCCCAUUGAUAAGAGCGAUGGUGUCAGAAGACUAUUGGUUGCGGGUCAAGGUGCUGGAUCUGAUCCCGAAGGGUUCAAUUGUAAAGACCAGAGAUGUGUCAAUGGUGUUCUCACCAGUGGAUGGGGGUCUGCGGCUGUUAAUAACCCUUAUGUCAUUACCCCAUAUGAAGCUAUUUCAAAAAAGGCAAGGGAUAGGGGUAUCGUCAUAGACUAUACUUCCAAUAACUGGGAUUUGGAGAAUGCCAGUGAUUUAGCUGAUUAUGCCGAUAUGUCAAUUGUAUUUGUCAAUGCUUUUUCCGGUGAAGGAUACAUCCAUGUUGAUGAUAAUUAUGGCGAUCGAAAGAAUCUCUCAUUAUGGCAUAAUGGUGAUGAGUUGAUUAACAAGAUUGCUGACAGAUGCCACAAGACGGUGGUGGUUGUUACAUCUAGCGGACCCGUUAAUAUGGAGAAAUGGGUUGAAAAUGAAAAUGUUGUGGCUGUGGUAUUUGCAGCACCAUUGGGUCAAUACGUUGGACAGGCAAUUGCUGAUGUCUUGUUCGGUGACACUAAUCCCAGUGGGAAACUACCUUUCACCAUUGCUAAGAAGAAGCAGCAUUAUGUAUCUGUGAUUGAUGAUUUUGGAGAAAACUGGGAGCCACAAGAUAAUUUUGAUCGUGAUAUAUACCCUGAUUAUCGUUUCUUUGAUAAACACAAUAUUAAGCCACGUUAUGAGUUUGGGUUUGGAUUAUCAUAUACAAACUUUAAGGUUACCAAUUUGAAAAUUACAGAAAUUAGUUCUCCUUCGGAGUUUUUGCCUUACCCUCAGGAAUACUUACCAGUACAAAAGAUGGUGGAAGAUGAUGUUUGCGACGCAGAGGAUGCUCUUUUCCCCCACGAUGAAUUUGAGCCAUCGCCAGGGUACAUUUACCCUUACUUGUACAAUGAAAAUAUUAGGUCAGUUGAUGAUGAUGAUACCUUUGAGUAUCCAAAAGGUUUUGAUCCUGAUCAACAUGCGUCACCACCACUAAGUGCUGGUGGUUUGGGUGGCAACCCUGCACUUUGGGAGAUCCUUUAUGAAGUGAGUGCAGAGGUUAAGAAUACAGGUACAAUAAAAGGAGGAUACGUUUCACAAUUGUAUAUUGAGUUCCCAAGUACCAUUGUGUCAUCGCCACCAAAGAUAUUGCGUGGAUUCGAAAAAGUGUUCUUAGAACCUGGUAAGAAUUGCAAGAUAUUUUUCAACAUAAUGCAUCGUGAUUUGAGUAUAUGGGAUCCAGAGUCCCAACAAUGGAUAAUUCAAACAGGUACCUACAAGAUCUAUUUGUCAUCAAGUAGUAGGAAAGUGGAGUUAUGUGGAGAAAUCGAUAUCGGAUGCUGA
Lodderomyces orthopsilosis Co 90-125 is the source of this 2721-nucleotide messenger RNA. It is a transcript of the gene BGL22, whose product is annotated as Bgl22p. The record is from RefSeq and is a predicted model, not a curated record. NCBI's taxonomy places the organism in Eukaryota, Fungi, Ascomycota, Pichiomycetes, Serinales, Debaryomycetaceae. Gene Ontology annotation, molecular function: beta-glucosidase activity. The transcript is spliced from 2 exons. Gene Ontology annotation, biological process: glucan catabolic process. The coding region runs from base 1 to 2721 and encodes 906 amino acids.